Drosophila erecta is the source of this 6806-nucleotide messenger RNA. RefSeq lists its product as uncharacterized. The transcript is spliced from 5 exons. Bases 1 to 6636 code for a protein of 2211 amino acids. Lineage: Eukaryota; Metazoa; Arthropoda; Insecta; Diptera; Drosophilidae. The record is from RefSeq and is a predicted model, not a curated record.
AUGACUGGCCUGUCUAAAAGGCGUCGUACUGCUCAGCAAAUCCUCCUGCGACGAGCCUUAGCCAAAAGCGUCAGCGGAGGGCAGGUCAUAGGCGAAUCGGUCCUGGAUCCUGGUGGUGUUGUGGCGACUCCCCCGUUGAGCAGAGAUCCCACAUUGGUCAGCGGUAUGCAGCAGAGAUCCUCGUCGAGAGCAGCAAUGAAACUGCGCAGGAUUUUGGCAUCCAGUCCGAUGAGAGUUUUCCGGGAGAGGAAGACGGCAGGCAAUCAGCCAGGAUGUGAGCUGGAAGCGAGGAACUCAGCCCACGAACGUGGGAAACUAAAGCCAAGUGAGGACAGCCGCACUGUAAGUGGCCACAGCUUGAAAACCAAAGAACAUUCCAGGGGCAGCUCUCGGUCGCGAUAUAGUACCAGCAAUUACCCAUCCACCUGGCAACUUAAUAUCAGUAAAGUCAAGGAGGAUUUGAAAAAAAAUUCUCAAGGAUCGCUGGAGGAGAUCAUCAAUUGUUCGAUUCUCAAUCGCACGCCCUACGACCAUCAACUGAAUACGCCCAUCAAGUCGGAUAAUUCCUGUCAGUGUACAAUUAAAAGGAGAGCUAAAAAGCGGGUCAAGAAAAGCAAGGCCGUUUCUGUGGCCGAAACGCAGACAGUCAGCGAAAAUGAAGCAAGGAGUUACUCUGAAGAAAGGAAAUCUCCAGCUUCGGGGGCAUUCCAGAAAUUGAAGAAUAGGGUCAACAGCGGGGAGGAUUUUAGACCAGAUCGAAUGGUUACCAAAACUCCAUCAAGAAGCAGUGCCAACUCAAGGGUUUAUUUUCAGUGUAAGCCAAACUCAUCAGGUCCAACUUACAAGAACUACGGCGGCUAUAGUCCCUCGGAAACGGACAUGGAAAUGGAGACUGACCACCAACCAAAGAUACCGUGCCAGUGUGAUUAUCUAGACCAAAUAGAGAAGGUAAGCAAGCCCCCUACCAAUUCAGAUGCCAAGUGGGGGCUUAAAAUGCCCAGCAAUACGGAAGUUCAAGGAUACAUGGCCAGGGGAACUCAGGAAAACGUACCAAUGCGCCAAAGGAAAAAUAUGGAUCAGGAUCGGUGGAUGCAAAGGAGUUCCAAUUUCCAAUAUGAAAAUAAUAAAGGAAAGUACGACCAGUCAAUGAGUUUCAAGGUAAAAGAAAGGAUGUUGAAGAGUCAGGGCCGCAAUUGCUCAGAAGUCUCCUACGAUUCUUUAAUGGAGACUUCAAAGGAAUUCUACGCUAGAAAUAAAUUACCUACACCAGCCAGUCUAGUUUCGCUUGAAAAAUUUGCUCCACGCAAUAAUAAUGUGGAAAGCGGAGAAAUGUUGGGUGAGUGUGGAAAACGAAUUGUAUAUCGCGACGACGUUAAAGCGUAUGGCAUAAAUUCUUCAAAUUACAAUCAAAAUACAACUAAUGGGUAUCCGUACUAUGAUCACAACAAAUACUCGGCGAAUGAUUCGGAUGCGCCCAGAAAAAGGCACGAUACACAGGCCCAUUGCAAUCAGAUGGAUAAAAGGUCCUAUAGACAAGCCCUGGGACAUUCUAAAAGAGCUACUCGAAGUUUUGGUACUGAAGACUCAUUCCGCGGUUCCUUUGAAAGGGCAAAUGGCAGAUAUGCUGACAGGCACAGUCCCAAAUGCACUGUGGCUGUCACUCAGACAUCUGCACUGUUUUUGGGAGCACCUUACGAAAAGGAUGCCAACUAUCAGAAGAUGCCUCAUUAUGCUGCACAGCACAGGCAACAAGUUCAAGGAUUCAAACAGGAGCAACCGAGAUCGGAAAGAUCCAAAACAGGAGCACGAAAUCGGGAUGUAACAUCGAAUUCGCUUACGAUUGAAUCACAGGAAGUAGUACAGUCAAAUUCAACAGAACUUCAAAAGCGAGAAAGGCGACGAAAUCAGGCUAGUUUUGAACAAGCCACAGCGGAUAAAACUAGUUUUCAAAGUAAGCCACAAAAGGCGGAAGCCAAGAGUUUAAGACUUGAACAAUCCAAUUCCCUUAUAAUUCAAGCGCAGGAGGACCAACACCGUCUGGUGCAAUCGAGCUCCUUAGAAAUUGCAUUGCCCAAAGUGGCUGCUCCGAAAAACAAGAAGCCAACUUGUACGAAAAAACGAAAAGGUAGUAGAUGCUGCAGUUGCUGCAGUAGAUGUAGUUCUAGAAAACGAUCUGUGAAGAAAGCCUCACCAUGCGAAAAAACAAAAAGCCAAGUGUGUGAAAAUUGCCAGUGCAAAAGGUCAGCUGCAAAGAACCAAGAUGAAAUGUGCAAGUCAAUGAGUAAAGAACAAAUUCCAAAGCGAUGUGUGUCCCAUGUCGAAGAUUGUGACGUGAGGGAAAUAUUGAAUAUUCUACAAAAAACUGUGGCCGGCCUGGAAAAGCAAAUAAAUUCUAGAAAAGGAAUUGGAAAGUGUGAAAACUCAAAGACUGCAGAUGAAGGCCGAAGACAAACUAAAGUUUACCAGCGGAAAAAUGUCCAUAUGGAAAGGAAAGCAUUUGCUCAGCCGGUUGAUGCUUUCCAAAAUCAAUACCUCUUCAAGGAGGAUAGUUCGUUACUAAUCCACUAUAAUGAAAGGCCAAUGAAUUUGGGGCAUAAUUAUGCUUACAGUAAAAGAGAUGCUGCCAACUGUGGAAACCCAUCGAUCAUUUAUCAAUCGAAUUCGAGUACAUAUUUUGCAGGCACUGCAGUAAGAAAUAAUGCGAUUUAUCAAAACAACACAGCGAAUGGCAGGACUCUUCAGGACUCCUUUAAUAAUGCUUCCGCCGCCUAUGAACCAUUUAAAACUAAUAUAACAUCCAGGCAAACAGAAUAUGAUUACCCAAUGGAAAUAUGCGAACGAAAAAGUCAACCAUAUCGAACCCAGACACCCUGCAACGAAGCCACCAAUGUUGCAACCGGUAGUCAAGCAAAAGGCAAUUGCCCAAUGGCGGCUUAUAAAAAUCAAAGCAUCAAUGAGAGUUUUAACAGAUCGUGUUUGAAUGCCCAGUGCAGUAGAAUAUCUCCCCAGAUGCAGAAUUGCCAACAGAAUUUUUCGGCAGGCCAGCCAAAAACGGAUUCACAUUAUAGCCAGGCUUCCAAGACUACCUCAAAUGCAGAAAGACAAGCUCCCAAGGAAAUAUGCAACUGUCCGCAAUAUUGUGCUGCUGCAGAACAUGGACAAGCAGGAAUAUCCUUUCAGGAGCGCAACAAUGUGUGCCCAGAAACGUAUACAGCUAAUGGGGGAAAUGCUGUUCAAGAGCCCUUACAAAUAUGCAACAAUUCAACUUGCCCAUAUGCUUUAGAUUACCUUAAAUCAUGGAACUCGAAUAGAGUUGAUCAGACGGAAAUCGUGCCAAGUUGCAAUCCUGAAUGUGUUGAUAUGCAAAUGGCUAGAGAAAAUGGCAUUGCGAAUAAUUCAGAAGUAUGCAAACCACCCGAGCAUUGUCCAUGUGAAAACAGUCGAGGAACUGUGACCUUCCAAGUCUGCGAUCAAUCCGGUGUAGGUGAACAUACUCUUAAUAGAGACAUAAACUAUGUAGAUCAUACACAGACUUGCGAUAAUCCUUCUUGUCCAGUAGCCGGUCAAUUGCCCAGCUCGUGGGAAAAUCCAGUUUACCCCAGAGCAAAUAGUGCCACAUAUUAUUCAAAGGAAAGUCACCAACUGGAGGGCAACCAGGUUUGUGGUGAAUCUUUUCAAAAGGCUGGCACCGCUCAUAAUUAUGAAGAUUUUUGCGGUAAUCCAUAUUGUUCCGCAAAGAAUGCAAUUAUAUAUGAUGAACAAGGCGAAGGUUGUCAGAAAUCCGAAGAUCCUCCGUUGGUAUACAGAGAUGAACCUGAAAUAUAUUUUUGCAGGAAUUCCCAUAAAGAUCAGACAGAUAAGGAUUUGCAUCAACAAACCAAAAGAAGAAACUCAGAUAAAAGCGCAAACGUAGAUUACGCAGAAAAUCAAGUUUGUUCCAAUCAUCCCAGGAGCCAAAGAACUAAACAUUAUUUCCAAACUGCAGGUUGCUCACCAAAUUGUCCUUUCAAUCAAAGAGAAAAGCGACAAGGACGAAUUACAGUAGUGAAUAGACACAGAAGAGAUACAAUGGGCCAAAGACAUGGAAUCAGAAACGACGACGAUUAUGAAAAUAGUCCCGAAAUGCAAACACAUAGGCAACCGAAAAAUGUCGAGAGUUCUUCAAAAAUAUUCUCAUCCAGAAGAACCCAACUAGAAAUGUACCCACAAAACGAAGUGGAAGAAAAUUUCUGCACUGAGGAUUGUCCUAAUUCUACUAAUCAAGAAAUUCGAAAAAACACAGGGGCUAUAAAGUGCACCAAUUCGAAAUGUCCUGAUAAUUUAAAAUGUAAAGUAAGUUCGAGCAAAGAUAUACACUCUCCACAAUAUAGAAAUAUUUACAGGACUGGUAAUGUUGAAAAAAGCACAGAAGGGCGUAAUUGUAAGAAUUCGGAGUGCACCGAUAAAAAAGAUAUAAGCAAGGAUAGAAAUAAAUAUCCAACAAACGCCACAUCAUGCAGUUCAGAAAAAAAGUGCGGAAAAGAAUUUUGUAAAAGUGCGAAAGAAAUCAAUAGGUCACGUAAUAAAAGUGGAUAUGCGGAUAGUAAGUCGCAUCAAAUCAGUUCUGCAAGACGAUCAUCGCAAAGCGAAAAGAAAACAAAAGUGGCAGGAAAAACUCCAUUUCCAGAAUACGAAUUUGCAGGACAUUCAGGAUUAUAUGCUGAGAAUUGUUAUGAUUGGCAGCAAUAUGUCCAUAUUCCUCAUAAUCAAAAUGCUUAUAAUUUCCAAGUCUGUGAGAAUCCAAAAUGUUCCGAAAGAUUUGGAGAACCUGUUCUCAACUGUGGGGAGAUCGAAUAUAUGAAAAAAGUGUCCUGUAAUGCACAUUGUCCUAAUAAUCAAGGCAUUAAUAGAGUUCCAAAUGAAUACGAAGCUACGACCAAUAACCCAUGUAAAGUGACUUCUCAAAAGCAGCGAGCAUAUAGCGAAAGAAAAGCAAAUUGUCCAAGGGAAGAUAAAGAUACUGAGAUACAGUGCAAACAAGAUACAGCAUUAAACACUAAAAGCUGUAGUCAUCGACUACAUCGGCGACAAGAUAAUAAUAUUGAAGUCUGUAAUAAUCCAAAAUUCCCAGAGAAAACCCACAGUAACUGCCAUUGUCCCAAAAGAAAGGGUAUUUAUUGUACAAAUGAAAGAAUGCUAGUGGAUCGGGAAAAGGAUCAGUGCGAUGAUGUAAGCUACGAUUCAGAGGGAUGUUUUGAAGAUUGUCCCUACCGUCACCGAGUUUUAUUUACCGAUCUUCGCAAAUGCAAAAUUAAUUCCAAGAACAGGGGUCGUCAACGUAGUGGAAAAUCAGAUGAUUACAAUAAUGAUCAGAUUGCAACCAGGAUCUGCAACUCGUGCAAGAUGUUUGUUCCUCUUAAAAAGGAGCGUCAGGUACUCCAUAAACAUUGUAAUUUACCUAAGGCUGAAGCGAAAGAUGUCCACGAAUCCAAAGAAAUCGCAGUCUGCAUAACCCCUAGUAUACCUGCACCAGUUUUUGCCGAAAACAGACGGAAUUCUCUAGUCACAGAUCCCAUUUUAAACAGCUACGACAGGCAUAUUUUGAGAGAUUUCGAAAAAUUCAAGGAGAAUGAGGAAAAGAAAUCUCGAAAAUGCGCCCAAGAAUGCCCAUUCCUCCGUAUAAUUGAAGACAAACCUCUUCCAAUGAAAUCUUCCUCUGCUUGUUUAUGUGCAACAGAAUCUCAAAAUCAUGAGCCUUCUUGGAAUUGCAAAAGUGACAAAUUAAUGAAAAGUGGCAAUGAUACGAAAAGAAAGCAAUCGAAAUCCUCCAUAUUUAGUUGUUGUUUAAAACCAAAAAAUGAUGAUGAGCAGGAAACAGAAAUGGGAAAUGAAAAAGCUCUACCUAAAUCGAGUGCAUUUAGCUGUUUCAUAAAAAAGAACAAAAAUCCCAAUGAAAAUCCGAAACCUAAAGAAAAAACUUCUUCAAAAUCUAGUUUCAAUUACAAUAAGAAGAACACAACUCCCACAAAGAAGCAAAAAGAAGAAGAAUCGAGGGGACUUGCAUGUUUUCAACGAAUUGAAAAGCCGCAGGAAAAGUUCAACCAAAGAGAAAAGAAAUCCCCGCCAUCGACAAAAUCACGCGGUUUUCUCUGUUUCAAAACAAACAACAAACGGCCGCAGGAUGAAAACAUUGAAGGAAAAUCGCCAAGGGAAACUAAUGAAAAGCCAGCCAAUGCUGGAAAUGACAAAAAUAUUAUAGAAUAUAGCAGUAAGAAAUCAUCGAAGCGUAGCGGAUUUUUCACUUGGUGUAGAAAACCCCAAAGACCCAAGGUUUAUGACAGAAAAAUGGAGGAAGUGCCCGCGGGUACAGACUGUACUUGUAGUAACCAUCCAGCUUACCAGUAUAAAGAAGUUUCCGUUCCGAAAUCUGAAGAUCCCUUCCGCUGUCCAUGCGCACCCGACGAAAUCGACGAUGGCGAGGUUAGAGUUUUAUAUGACUCCAGUUUCCGGUUCCAGAAAGAAAGUUGCAGCCUGGCAGAAGUCCCAAACCAUAACGAUCCUCAGAAACCAGGACAGGCCACGGCGGAGAUCAAGGAGCAGGAGGUCAGUUACUGCCCAUGUGCCAGUGCUAAUGGGUUCUACAAAAUUGUGCGGUAGGUAUGAUUGAGAGUUUCUUCGAAAGCAUUUACAUUUUCGAGAAAAUUCCCAAUCAUAAGAACUGCAAGUGGGCAACUUGAGACCAGUGCAAAAUUUAUAAUAAUAUUUUAAUAAAAGGUUGAAUACAAAAAAUAUUUCUUUUAAUGUCUAUUAUGUUGUAGCAACCAAUG